AUGCGCUGCUCCCGUUUGGUGCUUGGGCAACUUGGCCUGAUAACGCUAGUACUCGGGCAAGGUGGUCUGGUAGUGAACCCCAAGAGCGCCGAUGAUAACGAAGCAGGAGCACAUGCACGAUCCAUAACCAUUGACUUGUCAGAUUUGGUGAACAACAGGGCUUUCGCUGCUUCGCCUGGUGACGCAGACUUCGAUGGAGUGCACAGCGGCUACCCUGCCGAAUACAUACCUCAGGCCAAUUUCACCUAUGCUGGAACGAACUACGACUUCCCACAAUAUCGCGAGACUGGUAACGAUAAUGUACUAGCGCAAGGCCAAGUCAUCACUCCUCCUGCGGGCAAGUACUUCAGCAUUCACAUGCUUGCAGCGGCCGAAACAGCAAUUGCAACAGGCAACAUUACUACCACGUAUGCCGACAACUCCACAACAGUGGCACCGAUACUCGUUGAUCCGUUCUGGGCGUGGCCAUAUCCUUAUGGAGGUGAUAUCAUCUUUCCUUACUAUCUGACGAAUGAGAGCAUUGAUUACAAUCGUUCCAUGAUAUUUCAAACCAUAAGCUGGGUCGAUAGUACAAAGGAAAUCGCCAGUAUCAAAUUCCCAAAUGUUACUGCCGGAUCGAGUAGCUCUCCAGGAGGUGCAGCUGAAGAGACACGACUACACAUAUUCGCUAUGUCUCUUGUCCCAGCUGAGGGCACGGGAAUCAACGUGGACAUACAGCAUGCACGAUCUACCAGCAUGUGGAUGGAAGGCACGAACAAGACUCAGAUCUUUUCCGUAAAGGUCAACAACAUUGGCGACGAAUGGAUCAUGGCCGAGAAUGGGGUGCAGGUAAUAAUAGAAGGAUCUAGAAUAGAGACCGCUGUACCUGGCGUGAUCAAUCGCCUUCGGCCAGGUGAUCAAGCAACUGUCAACAUUGGUGUUGUUAAUCAGGAUGGCACUGCACCUGGUACACCCGGCCAAGCCACCGUGCGUGUUACUGGGACAGGAGUGAGUGCGAGCUCAACCUUCAACGCGACAUUCGGCAUCGGCCCAUAUGAGGCGACCUACGAAAGCAUCUACUCGCACGAGAGUCCUUCGUGGUUUAACAACGGAAAGUAUGGCAUUUUCUUGCACUGGGGUGUAUACUCCGUGCCAGGAUGGGGCAACGUUGGUGACAAAGAGCAAUACGCGGAAUGGUAUUGGUGGUACAUGAAUCAAGGCAAGAACCAGACUAAGGGCGAGUUUUGGGAGUAUAAUCUUGCCACAUAUGGUCCCGAUCACAACUACGAUGACUUCAUCCCCCAAUUCACAGCCGAUGCCUAUGACCCUAAGGAGUGGGUCGAUCUGUUCGCUGAUGCUGGAGCGCAAUAUUUCGUGCAAGUCAGCAAGCAUCACGAAGGGUACGCGAUUUUCGAUAUUCCGUCUAGCAUCACCAAUCGCACGAGCGUUGCUCUGCCUCCCCACAAGAAUCUUCUUCAGAUGCUCUUUGAUGCUGCAGAACAGUAUCAGCCCCAUCUUCACAAAGCUACAUACUUCUCCACCCCAGAGUGGUUCCAUCCGGAUUACAAGGAGUAUGGCUUUGGCUCGUGGCCAGGCGGUAAUGCAACAAAUCCUUAUACGAAUGAGACAUUGCCGUACACUGGCUACGUCCCGAUCAGCGACUUCAUCACAGACCUCAUGGUGCCAGAAAUGCAGAUUCUCGCCGAUAUGGGCACCGAGAUAAUGUGGUGCGACAUUGGAGGUCCAAAUAUGACAGCAGAAUGGGCUGCUAAAUACUUCAAUGACAACGCCGCCAAAGGCCGCGAAGUCUCCAUCAACGCCCGCUGCGGUCUCCCAGGCGACUUCGACACGCCCGAGUACGCCAAAUAUGAUGCCGUUCAAAUGCGCAAAUGGGAAAGCAACCUAGGCAUGGAUCCUUACAGCUACGGCUACAACCGCGCCACACCCAUCGAAGCCUACAUGAAACCCGAUGUGAUCGUGACCUCUCUCAUCGACAUCGUCAGCAAGAAUGGUAAUUUCCUCCUCGAUAUUGGUCCCAUGGCCAACGGCACGAUUCUUCAAGUCGAGCAGGAUAAUCUUCGCGCAGCCGGGAGAUGGAUCAAGUCUCAUGGCGAGGCGAUUUUCAAUACGACAUAUUGGUUCAUUACACCGCAGGAAGGUGAAACGAUUCGAUUCACGCAGACUCCGGAGGCAUUUUAUAUUUUGACGUUGUAUCCGCCGAAUGCGACGCUUGUGUUGGACAGUCCGGUGCCAUAUGUGGAAGGGGAUGAGAUUCGGGUUGUAGGCGGGAACAUGAGUGGAAGCGUCGUGCCUUCGCGGCUGUUGGCCAACGGAAGUUUGGAGUUGAGUAUUAGCGAGGAGGUGAGAAAUGCCGAUAUGUAUAGUUGGGUGUUCAAGAUCGCGUUGGACGGAGAGAAUGGCACUGCGAAUGGAACAUCAGGUGGUGGAUCUUUGCCUGCGCAGCAGACUGGCGGAGUGGGCCAUGUGAGUCCAAGAUGGGCGAACAUCCCGGGCGUGGUAUUGCUUGCAGCCACAUUUGGUGUGCUGUAA
Cercospora beticola is the source of this 2529-nucleotide messenger RNA. RefSeq lists its product as uncharacterized. Gene Ontology annotation, cellular component: lysosome. Gene Ontology annotation, biological process: fucose metabolic process; glycoside catabolic process. Lineage: Eukaryota; Fungi; Ascomycota; Dothideomycetes; Mycosphaerellales; Mycosphaerellaceae. The record is from RefSeq and is a predicted model, not a curated record. Gene Ontology annotation, molecular function: alpha-L-fucosidase activity.